Messenger RNA from Vigna radiata var. radiata (mung bean), 641 nucleotides. Its product is annotated as DNA-directed RNA polymerases II, IV and V subunit 12. Bases 17 to 274 code for a protein of 85 amino acids. The transcript has 3 exons. Gene Ontology annotation, cellular component: RNA polymerase I complex; RNA polymerase II, core complex; RNA polymerase III complex. Lineage: Eukaryota; Viridiplantae; Streptophyta; Magnoliopsida; Fabales; Fabaceae. Gene Ontology annotation, biological process: DNA-templated transcription. Gene Ontology annotation, molecular function: zinc ion binding; DNA binding; DNA-directed RNA polymerase activity. The record is from RefSeq and is a predicted model, not a curated record.
CAAUCUUUCCCUCUAAAUGCUUAGACUCAGCUUGUUCAAUUUUCUUCUGUGCGUGUGCAUCAGUUCAGCGAAACCUAAACCUAGAACGUUCUUCUUUCACAGUUUGCCGGAAUCACCAAUGGAUCCUCAGCCUGAACCAGUCAGCUACAUCUGCGGAGAUUGUGGCAUGGAGAAUACGCUGAAGCCCGGCGACGUGAUACAGUGCCGUGAGUGCGGUUACCGUAUCCUUUACAAGAAGCGCACUCGUCGCAUUGUUCAAUACGAGGCCCGCUGAAGAAAACUGCUGUGGCAUUCGCAAGUGAUUUCCAUGAUGAAAAUGUGCUGCAUAUGUACCAUGUGCUUUAUUUGGUCUUGUGAUAUUGAAGAGCUACUUAUAAUACAACGAUGAUCUGAGUAAUUUUACAGUUUGCAUUUGGAUGAUGUUUUAGAAAACGAGAAAAGAAAACUUUUUAAUGUGAAUAUAUUGUACUAUUUUUACUCUUUGAUUUUGCAAUUUUACUGUCACUGGUAUGGUUUAGUAAAAGUUUCCAUUGUAGAGUUUGGUGCUCAAAAGAGAUCAACUGUGUGUUUGGUUUGGCUAGUCGACUCAUGCCCUUGUUUAUAGUUUUGUUUUAAUACCCAUCGCGUCAUAGUUUGCUUAA